This is a messenger RNA of Xylaria bambusicola, 1710 nucleotides long. Its product is annotated as centromere protein Chl4/mis15/CENP-N. Bases 1 to 1710 code for a protein of 569 amino acids. Gene Ontology annotation, biological process: CENP-A containing chromatin assembly; chromosome segregation. The transcript has a single exon. The record is from RefSeq and is a predicted model, not a curated record. NCBI's taxonomy places the organism in Eukaryota, Fungi, Ascomycota, Sordariomycetes, Xylariales, Xylariaceae.
AUGGCGCCUCCCCUUUCUCUUCCCACUACGGCUCGUCUGCCUUCUUCUCUUCACGUCAACUCUUCCAAUCCCUCUGUCAUAAAGGUUCUUAAUCGACUCUCGCGGCCAUCACUUUUGUCUCUCGUUCUCGACUGGCUCGAGCCCAGCAACGGGUCUCUCUGUCAUCCGUUUCUUCGCGAAAAUCUAUCCGACGAUGAAGAUGAGGAUGAAUUCGACAACGACCUGUACCCACCGGCGUCCACGCUGGCUGAGCUUCGGGAGCUGUACGUAGAUAUGCAGACACGAAAGGGCAGCAGACGUGAAGUCGUGGACCGUAUACUCGAAGGGGAUUGGCGAGAAGGCUUGACCCUUUACCAGCUCGCUAUGGCUGAUCUACAAUACUUAUAUGAUCAUCCGGGGACACUGAAGUGGGCUUGCUACAAGAUACAGCGCUUAAAGACACCCAGGCAUGAGGACGACGUCGAAGCCGACCGCAACUACGAUACGAUCGACAAGCUGGCUAUGCACGUCCCACGCUUCCAUCCCAGUACCUUUUUGCAGAACCUACAAGCUGAGGUGCUUCCGGAUGUCAAGGCGCAUUAUAACUUUGACCGGCCCAAAGGCCUCCCGCUUCUUCUCCUCCGCAUCUUUGUGCUCGACUCUCCAUAUAACACCGACCUCGCCGUCUCCGCUACGUCUGGAUCCACGUCUUCAGGGGCCCGCACGGUGACAAGUUUUGAUGCUUCGCGCACUAUAUAUGUUGCGUUCCCCGAUGCAUCUCCGCACAUCUUCGUCAGCAAGUCGCAGAGUGCGGGACCAACAACACACGCCGAGACAAGAUCCUUACGUGCCCUUGUUGUAGAGGGCAUUCCUAAAGCCUUGUCUCGCCCACGUGAGCGGUACUCCCUCAAAACAACUAACCUUCAGACAAAAAACCUCGACGCUAUGCUCAGUCUACGUGGAUCAGGGCGCAGUAACGCGGCUGCUGGUGGAUGGAGUGUGUACGCGGGUGACAAGGCGGCCGACGCGCGAACUCAUAGUCCACUCAAUUCGCUACUGCCCACGCCGCCACUUUCGGACGAUGCUGCCGGGGAAGACGAAGAGCAGACAGUUGGUUUCGGCAACGGAAAGCCAAACACACUGAAGCGGACUUUUGAUUCGGAGUUGUCAGAAGAGGAAAACCGGCGUAAACGUACGCGACUAGUGGCACAGGCGCGCUUCGGAGAUAAUGCUAAAAUGGAUGAUGGGAAAGGUAUUGAAAGGGUGGAUAUUUUGAUUGAAGACCCUUUUCCAGUGUCGGAGCUGGACUUUGAGAAUGAAAGCGAUGGCCAAGACGUGGGGGAAUUGAACUCAUCACAUCCUCGGAAACCGAAAGGUCGUCGAAGUAGUCUGGAUGCUAGCCUCUUGGAAGAGGCCGAAGGAGACGAAGAUGAAGAUUCCGAACUACAGCGACAAGAUUACGACCGGGACAGAGGUGCUAGCGAAAACGUGCCUCGUGUCAUGGGAAGACGAGCGCGAGAAGGUGAUAGGGGUCGAGAGAAGUGGGCAUGGCGUCCCAAUGUUCGACUUUCACUCCAUGGACCCCACGUCUUUGCGGGCAUUCGCCAACUUGUGGAAGCUGGCUUUAUCGAUGGUGAGCGAAUGCCGGGGUGGAUGACAGGCGAGGAUGGGGUCACGAGAGGAGCUGUGAGAAAUGGGAGGGUUAAAGGGUUUAAAGGCUCUGGUUUAUGA